Cricetulus griseus (Chinese hamster) is the source of this 6366-nucleotide messenger RNA. The record is from RefSeq and is a predicted model, not a curated record. Lineage: Eukaryota; Metazoa; Chordata; Mammalia; Rodentia; Cricetidae.
GGUUGUGAUAUUUCCCUCCGGCACCUUUACACUUCCUUCUCUCUUUGUUUUUAACCCUUGUUGAAUACCAACAGCAAGGCGCGUGAACGUCCACACGGGCGGCUAUGACAAGAACGAGCGGGUAGUGGGACCUGGCGAAAGUGCGUGUCGGAAACACCGUGCGCUUUCUUCUCCCACCGCGACUUCUACGGGCCGCAGGCCGGAAGUUCCCGUUCUGAAUGGGUCUUGAGCCGGUGGCCGUCUGUCCUCUAUGUGGGCUUAACACCGGGCGACUCUUGAUCUCGGAUCAAGCCGACCGCUAGGUUCAUGUGGAGGCUCCUAGGUCGCGUCGCGCUUCGUGGGGUCCGGUCGGUGGUGGAGCGGUGCAGCCGGGCCGAGGCAGCGACUGACGAGGCGGUGCGCGCCAUGGAGCGCGCUGUGGUGCGCUGUGUGCCCUCGGAGCCCAAGCUCAGCCUGUCCUUUGCGUUGGCCGACGGCAGCCACACAAACAUGCAGCGUGACCAGAGCGAGCCUCUGGGCCGGGCCCUCAGCCGGAUCGCUACCAACGCUCUUAAGGGCCACGCGAAGGUAGCGGCUGCCAAGAAGAACAGGAAGAACCGAGCCCACUCGAGCGGCGGCGCGGCCUGCGCGGCGGCGGGGCCUGAAGCGGGGGGCGAGCCGGUGGUGAAGCUGUACUACCGAGAGGAGGCCGUGGCCGAGGAUGUGCUCAACGUGGAUGCCUGGCAGGACGGCGCGGUGCUGCAGAUCGGCGAUGUCAAGUACAAAGUAGAGCGCAACCCGCCCGCCUUCACGGAGCUGCAGUUGCCGCGCUACAUCAUGGCUGGCUUCCCGGUGUGCCCUAAACUCAGUCUGGAAUUUGGGGAUUCCGCCAGCUCCGUGUUCCGCUGGUACAAGGAAGUCAAACCCGGGGCGGCAGAGCUUGGGGACAGCGGCCUCGCGUCGUCGUCUCACUCUUUGCCGUCUUCAACUUGGACCGAGACCGGUGUCGAAGAGCGUGUCUACACCCCGAGCAAUGCUGACAUAGGGCUGCGGCUCAAGCUUCACUGCACUCCGGGCAAUGGACAGCGCUUCGGGCCAAGCCGCGAGCUGGAAAGCGUGUGUCCGGUGGAGGCCGGGCCUGGCACCUGCACUUUUGACCAUCGACAUCUGUACACCAAGAAGGUGACAGAGAACUCCUUCAUCCGUACUGUCUCUUACAACCUCCUGGCAGACACGUACGCCCAGACUGAGUUCUCUCGGACAGUCCUGUACCCGUACUGUGCCCCCUACGCCCUGGAGCUUGACUACCGCCAGAACCUUAUCCAGAAGGAGCUCACGGGCUACAACGCAGACCUCAUCUGUUUGCAGGAGGUGGAUCGCGCAGUGUUCACGGACAGCUUGGUACCCGCUCUGGAGGCCUUCGGGCUGGAGGGCGUGUUUCGAAUCAAACAGCAUGAAGGCCUAGCCACUUUCUACCGGAAGUCAAAAUUCAGCCUUCUUAGCCAACACGACAUUUCUUUUCAAGAAGCCCUGCAGUCGGACCCACUGCACAAAGAACUACUAGAGAAACUGGCUCUGAACCCUCUAGCGCAGGAGAAAGUACUCCAGAGAUCGUCUGUCCUUCAGAUUUCAGUUCUUCAAUCUACAAAGGACUCUUCUAAAAAGAUAUGUGUUGCUAAUACCCAUCUCUACUGGCACCCAAAAGGUGGAUACAUUCGUCUCAUUCAAAUGGCAGUAGCCUUGGUUCACAUUAGACAUGUUUCAUGUAAUCUGUAUCCUGGCAUACCUGUUAUAUUUUGUGGAGACUUUAAUAGUACACCGUCAACAGGAAUGUAUCAUUUUGUCAUCAAUGGCAACAUUACUGAGGAUCAUGAAGACUGGGCUUCCAAUGGGGAAGAGGAAAGAUGCAACAUGUCUCUCACACACCUUUUCAAACUGAAAAGUGCUUGUGGUGAACCUGCUUACACAAAUUAUGUUGGCGGCUUUCACGGAUGUCUAGAUUACAUUUUCAUUGACUUAAAUGCUUUAGAAGUUGAACAAGUGAUUCCGUUACCUAGUCAUGAAGAAGUUACCACCCACCAGGCCUUACCUAGUGUUUCUCAUCCUUCCGAUCACAUAGCACUGGUAUGCGAUUUAAAAUGGAAAUAGAUUUUGCUUCAUUUGUCUGAAAGGGAAGCUAGUUACUUUUCAGAAAAUUUAAUAUGAAUCAGAGCUUAUAUAUAAAAAUCUUCAAAGAGGAAAUCUAGACACUAAACUUUAGUAUGGUCAUUCCCUACUAGUUCCAGAUGGCUUUGUUACAGAACCAAUUCAUAAUGUUUGCAUCAUAUAAUAUCUUUAUCCUCUUUUUAAUUUCCUACAUUUGGGGAAAAACAUAUUUAUGACUAGCGAAGAAAAAAAUGAAUUAUUGUGUACAUUUUAUAAGUUUUUUUAAGCUGGUAAUUAAGAUUUUUAAGUACUAUUUGAAUAAUCUCAUAACUUUUCUUUCAUAAUACAUUUUACAUUGAAUUAUGUUCAUAUAACUGAGGGAGGAGGGGCCAUGCAGGUAAAAAGUGAAAGACUUCAGAGAGACAUGGAAUAAUACAUUAGUCUAUCACUACCUCAAUUUGUUUAGAAUUUAUUAUAAUUUUAGAGCUUUAACAAAAGAUUAAAAUAUGCCAUUACCAAUUUUUAUAGCUUCUUUAUUUUUCAGUUGGCUAGGUAUUUUCCUUCUCUUUAUUUCUAGCAUUUUUUUUUUAGUGUACAAAUGAUGGCACAAAUGCACAUAAUUUGUGUUCUCAUUUGCACUUCAGCCCAUUUUAAUAGUAAGAUGUAAGCACAAUGGAGUAUUCAAAGGGAGCAGCAACAUAACUUGAUUCUCUUGUCUUCACUCUUACUAUUGAAAAAUAUUUAUAAACAUACAGGGUACAUGACCAUAUGAUAUGAAAGAACAGAGCACAAUUAUUUUAUGAGAAACUUCUGAUAGGGGCUUCAAGUUAUACUUGAACCAUUGAGCAUUUCUAUGCUGGAAGUGUUUUCAAAAUUGUAGUUUUUAUAAGUAGGAAGAAGGGAGCCAGGCAUGGUGCUUUAUAGUUGCAAUCCUAGCACUCAGGAGUCUGUCAGGUUGCUUUGAGUUCAAUACUAAUCUGGAUUACACAGUUCAAGGCCAGUUGGGGCUACAUAAAUAUAAAAAAGGGGGACAGUGGGCUUUUGCCAAUAUCUGAAAUAAACUUUUUUAUAGACUUAAGCAUUAUAGUUUGAGUAACAGAAGAGUGCCACAUAAUUUAUAUAUAAAAUUUAAUGAAACCAAACAUUUGAAGAGGAGAAAUUGCAAGUUGUAUAGAUUAGUAUCUAGUUUAGAUAACUUAAGUUUUACUAAAUUUGUUGUCACCAUAGCUAACUGGUAAUGCUUUAGCUAUUGCUUUUGUUAUUCAGAAUUAACUGUAGCGUAGCUCAUUAUUUCUGCAGUUAAUUUCUGGCUUAGAUAGUAAAGGCCUCUCACCUCAAAAAGAGGUAUGAUUUUCGAGUCUUGAAGCCCCUAUUUCAAAAAUUUUCAUUUCUAACCCAAUACUGUAAGAACUUUCCUCUUUUGAAAAAUGUGUCUUUUCACCCAUAUUCUUCUAAUGUAGUCUGUGUUUUCAUAUUCUAUCAGGUACCCUGAAGAACAUUUUAUCUGCACUAAAGGGUGAACCUCUUUACUCAAAUUAUUUAAAGGAAAAUAAUCAUUAAGGUGGCAGUUUCUUGGGAUCUUGUUUAAAAAAAAAAAAUAGCUCAUAAAAAAUUGAUGCUACCAAAUUGUGCCUUCCUAAAUAUGGUAGUGGGUUAUUUUGUUUGUUUCUCUUCCUGAGGAUCAAAUUCAGGGCCACUGAGUUACAUUCCCAGCCAUAUAUAUAUACUUUUUUUUAAAAGAGCAUUUCAAUGGCAGUUUAUAUAGUCAGUAGUAGUUCUUUUGCAAAACCAAAAAAUUUUCAGGAUUAUUUCUGUGUUGCUGGGGAAUGAACCCAGAAGUACUACCAAACUAUAUCAGCAACACUUUUCAAAAUUUAGGUUUGUUUUGCUUUCAAAUAAGCAUAUUGACAAAUUUUUACACUGACUCUUAAGGAGCUAAUAGUAUUACUCAGCAAGAAGUCAACAUUUUGAAAGAAAAAUGUUUAUAAUGUGAGAUUAUUCAUACCCACACACAAAAAAAAUCAUCAAGAUCCUAUAUUAAUCUUAUGGUGGGCUUGAACUGUGGUCAGAGAAACUAGGAUUUACCAAACAUCCCAAGCCCUUAAAUUUGAUAUUUGUGAAUUAAAUGAUAUAGUCAGGUUAUAUACAGAUAUUUUAGGACAUUCAGAUAAUGAAGUAUAAAGAUUUGACUAAAAGUCAAAUCUCCAGUAAUCAGAUGUUAGGAUGACUGGAGUACAAAGAUAGGCAACACUAUAAAAGUUCUAUAAAUAUCUUACCAAAAUUUAUUUGUACUUACAAGUUAGUACAAGGUAUUAAUUAGAAGUGUCUAAAACUAUCUUUGUGAUUGAAUUUUUAUAUUACUUUUGGAAUUUUUUAGUACAUUUAAUUUUAAUAUGAGAAAUCUAGCAACUUUGUAGUAAACCACAUUUUAUGUCCCAAGUUCUUGCUGAAGGAAAAGUGAGUAUUUUAGAGAAUGUUAUUCUGUUAAAACCAACUCUUACACAGUUGUCCCCAUAAGAAAUACUAACAGUUUGUAAUUCAUUAGCAAGAAGAGCAUUUCUGGCUACAGUAUUCUGGCUUUAUUUACUUGGUAUGUUUUUCAGGUUCAUCUGUGUUACAGUCUCUACCAAUACUUCAUCUUCUUUUACAGCCAAAUAUUUUCUACUGCAUGGAUAAUACAUCUUGCUUAUCUGAACAUUUGGUGGGGUUGGGGAACCAAGACAGCCAGGCUCUUAUUCCCAUUUUAAACGGUCAUCCUAGUUACUAUGAAGUAAUACUCUGACACAUUUUUAGCUUUUGAAAUUCUUGCAGUCAUAACAUGCUUUAUUCUAAAAGUUAACCAAACCUCUUUUUCCAGAGCCUACCUUCAGCAACUGCUACUUAUUUUUAUGAGUUUGUUCCAAGUGAAAAAGGUCUUACUGCUUCCUUUGAAGAAAACUGUAAAUAUCAAAGUUCAAAAAUAUCACAACCUUGAAUGUAAACAAAAAAAUUAUGGAAAAACCUAAGAUGUUCACAACAAAAGGCCAUUUUUUACACUUCAUCAAUUUCAGAGAACUUACUUUUAAAUGGGAACGCUAAAUCCAGGUUAGUAGAUAGCAAGAAUGAAUACUCAUUACUGAGAAAUGAGAUGAUUAUAAUUGAGUAUAAUAAUUAAAUAUAUAAUAAAAAGUUAAAGCUAUUUGCAUUUUUUUAAAAUCCCUAAAUUCAAGGUAACCUUUAAACUGUAAGCCAGUAAAUUAAGUUGACAUUUACCCUGUUAAUAGGGGGUGGUGAAAUAUUACUUGACUGCCUUUAGUGUAUUAACAUACAGAUGCUAAAAUUUAUGUAAGAAUUACAAUUUCAAACAUUAAACUUAAUCAGUUGAAUUGGCUGGUACCAGCCUCUAUAUAACUAAUAAUGAAUGGCAUUUGAAACAUUAAACUUGAGCCUGAAGAGACCACUGUGGUUAAGAGUGCUCACUUUUCCAGAGGACCUGGGGUUCAUUUCACAGCACCCACAUGGUGACUUACAACCUAUUGUAACUCCAGUUCCAGGAAUCCAACAUCUCUGUUGGCAUCUCUGGGUACCAGGCAUACACAUGGUACAAAGAUACAUGAGAGGCAAAAUACCCAUACCCAUAAAUUAAACUUUAAAAAGUUUAAAAGCUAGCAACAAAAACCAUUAAACCUGUUAAGCUGGCUUAAUAUUACUUUCAUCUAUCUGCCAUUUGGAUUCAUUCUGAUAGGAACCUUUGUUGAUUUGUCAAAACCCAAGUUCUGUAAUGUUUUGUUGUUUUUGUUGUAGACAGGGUUUCCUUGUGUAACCCUGGCUGUCCUGGAACUCACUCUGUUUUAGACCAGGCUGGCCUUUAACUGCCUGCUUCUGCUUCUGGAGUGCUAGGAUUAAACUGGUGUUUUUAUUGUUGAGAGCUGUUGUUGGUAUUUGAGUGUCAGACUGACACCUAAAAGAAACCUUGUACUUAUAAGUAGUAAUCCUGUUUGCCCUGGCAACCUUUUACCUACUCUUGUCUUCAUGAAAUGUCUGUUUUGGACUUUCAUAAAUGCAAAGAAAUCUGUUCUUUGUAACUGGUGUCUUUCACUUAGGCUGUUUAGGUACUUCCAUGUUGUAGCAUCAAUACCGUUUUUUUGUUUUGUUUUGUUUUGUUUUUUUAAUGAAUUUUCCAUUGUUAUACUACAUUUACAAACUGAUGGCCAUUUAUAUUGCUUCCACAGAUAAUGUUGCUAUAAACAUUUGUGUAUAAGA